AUGCACAACAAUGCAAAUUCAACAACUUACAACAAAGUGCGCAAGACCGAACAAAAUGACCAACAACUUUGUAUUCAACUCAAUAUGGAUGCCAACACCUCUAAAUACUGUACGUCAUUGAUAAAUUGGAUUCUACUACAGAACGUAGAUGUUUAUAUUAUUACAAUUAUUUUAUUCAAGCAAAUCCUAGUUCUUUAUUCAUCAGUAUUGGUCAAAGCAUACGGAAGGAUUUUGAAUCCAAAUGGUCCAUACCUAUUGUUGAAAACAGUUUUGAGUUCAUCUCCUAUCAUUCUUAGUGACUCUUCACAUCUUGGCAGCGGUCUGUGGCAUUACGGAUACUUUGAAUAUUACAAUGUAGUAGUCAUACAGUAUGCAGGAUGGAAUAGCGUCAGGUCAACCAAAACUUUGGCAUAUCGUUUGAUCGUCUCAAUUCAUGUUAUCAAGAUGGUCCCAUUACCAUUUAUACAUUGUGAAAUUCCGUUACUUGAUGGAGAAGGUCAAUCACAUCAACCUUUUUUAUUUGUUCAAGUUUGGUCAUUGGUGAUGCAAAGGUAA
Messenger RNA from Halteromyces radiatus, 555 nucleotides. RefSeq lists its product as uncharacterized. NCBI's taxonomy places the organism in Eukaryota, Fungi, Mucoromycota, Mucoromycetes, Mucorales, Cunninghamellaceae. The record is from RefSeq and is a predicted model, not a curated record. The transcript is spliced from 4 exons. The coding region runs from base 1 to 555 and encodes 184 amino acids.